AUGGCUGACAAAAAUUCGUUAAAUACUGUUAACGACACUCGCAGCAAUGUCGUAGAUAAAACCUGCAGACUAUAUGACGAUAUAAAUCAAAUAAAUGCUUUGUAUAACGCCAUCAGCGACAACGGAAUUAACGACAAUUUGUUUUUCAAACUAAUGCAUUUAAACAUCAGAAGUUUAGUUCACAAAUCAGAAGACUUACUCGAUUAUUUAAACAACUUUUCUUUUAAAUAUAACAUUAUUGGUAUAAGUGAAACGUGGCUGAAUGAUGACAAUAUCAAGUUAAUAAAUAUUACUGGUUACGAUUUUGUUGGUAAAAAUCGGUCUGGUAAGCACGGUGGUGGAAUCGGUUUGUAUAUUGAUAACGGUAUUACGUAUAAAACAAGAGACGACAUCGAUAGCAUUAGCAGCAGAGAAUUAUUCAGCAUAGAAAUAACAAACGAUUGUUCCAAUAAAAAUGCAAUAACAUAUCGGCCUCCUAUGUAUCUUCAACAAAUCGAACAGGUACUACAAAUCAUAAGUCUAGAGAACAAAUUAGUUUAUCUGAUCGGUGACAUGAACAUCAAUUUACUUGAUGCUGAUUCAAAUGUCAGCAAAUUCCAACUUCAAAAAUUAUUAACAUCAUACAACCUAUCAACUUUAAUAACAACCCCAACAAGAAUAAGUUUAAAUAAAAAUUCAGUCAUUGAUAACAUUUUCACGAGCGAACCAAAUGCAGUAGAAUUAUGUGGUACACAGGUAUGUGAUCUUUCGGACCACCUACCAAAUUUUAUAAUUGUAAAUAUGAAGUCUAACAGAAUCAAGAACCAUUUUCUGAAGGAGAAAUUAUACUCGUUUACAAGUGAACGAAUCAACAGCCUGAACGAAUAUUUGAUAAACAUGGACUGGUCAAACGUUUUAAGGAUGUGA
Helobdella robusta is the source of this 906-nucleotide messenger RNA. RefSeq lists its product as hypothetical. NCBI's taxonomy places the organism in Eukaryota, Metazoa, Annelida, Clitellata, Rhynchobdellida, Glossiphoniidae. The record is from RefSeq and is a predicted model, not a curated record. Bases 1 to 906 code for a protein of 301 amino acids. Gene Ontology annotation, molecular function: catalytic activity. The transcript has a single exon.